AAGAAAUUUCACUCGAGUCUGUAGGCAGAGAGUUGUAUAAGAAGAUUAUGAAGUCCCUGAUCGUCCUUUCCGGAUUAUUUCUGACCAUUGUGGCUCAGACGGAUGUUUUUGGAUGGUUUCGGAGUUAUAAUUAUCAACCUUCCGAAUGCAGACUUCCAAUGCAGUCAGGAACUUCUCGACUGAAGCUCCAGUACGGACAAACCAACUGGUUCUACAAUGCUUCAUCCCAACAAUGCGAACCAUUCGAAUACUACGGAAGGGGAGGCAACCGAAAUCGCUUCCGGACCCCAAUACAUUGUCUGCGCAGAUGCGGUUGCCAGCUCAGAGAAGAUCCGGGCUACUGUCCUAACUCGACGAUAUCUGUGAUUCGCUACGCUUAUAACCGCCUCUGGAGAUUCUGUACGGAGUUUGAGUAUUAUGGCUGUGGCGGAAAUAUGAACAAUUUUGCAACCUUCUUCGAAUGUCAGUUUGGAUGCGGAGGAUUUGAUUGAAAAUUAUUCUCCACUGGAAUCAGUUGUGCGUAUGGUUUUCUCAGGAGGAAAUAACUCUGGCGCUGAUCUUGAAAAAAUACCUAGUUAAGUUUAUAUGGAUUGUCUUUCUUUGAAAGUUGGACCAAGAAAUUUAAA
Messenger RNA from Saccostrea cuccullata (small rock oyster), 626 nucleotides. RefSeq names its product BPTI/Kunitz domain-containing protein 3-like. Bases 48 to 491 code for a protein of 147 amino acids. The transcript has 3 exons. Gene Ontology annotation, molecular function: serine-type endopeptidase inhibitor activity. Lineage: Eukaryota; Metazoa; Mollusca; Bivalvia; Ostreida; Ostreidae. The record is from RefSeq and is a predicted model, not a curated record.